AUGAGCGAAAUAAUUGCGACAGACGAGAAUAAAGAGCUCUCCGCGGGAGAUAAGAAGCAAUCGGCCACAUCCCAUGCUCCGGCAUCGCAACCGACUCCAGAAGUAGGACAAGGCUCUCACUCCGAGAGCGAAAGCGACGAUGCUCCCUUCGAUGAUGCACAAUCCUCCCUGCCUCGAGACUCCGCCGCCCCUUCUCCGCCGCCCUCUGGCUCGACGCCACCAUCACCCCCCGCGGCUCAUGCGACAUCCAGCGCUGACGACGGCCCCUCGACCCCGUCAAAAACUGCCCAUUCGGACGAGUGCGCGACUACAUCAAACAUCACAAAGGCCAAGAAAGAGUCGGUGGGAAAGUCUCCCAAAGAUGAGAACACUGCCAAAACACCGCGCGUCGAGGCAGCACCGCGCCCUGCCAGUCCGCCCAAAGCGAGCACAGAAGAACACAACUUGGGACACAACCGGGACACGAGCGUCGCCGCGAGCACCAACAAUGGCCUUGGCGUCUCUGAGUUUUCUCACCAACAAGUAUCGAUGCAGCCCGAGCACAAGGGCGGAAACGAGGACGGCGGCUGGCAGACGAUGCCGGCCUUUGCGAGAUUCGACAUGUACGACGACGACGACCGUCUCAUUGCCCGGGAACAUGACGAAGCUGAAGAUGUUGAAGAAAAGUACGCCUAUGGCGGGCUAGGAGGUGCAGGCAAGGGCUAUACUCGAGUGAUAAUGGACGAGGACGCCGAGUCGGCGACAAGCAUGGACGAGAACACUAAAUAUCUAUUCAAAGAAGCCAACGGCACGAGCAUGAUGGGCGAGGACGAGGGCCGAGACGCGGUAUCUCAGAUGCAAGCCACCAAGGACCUCCUGACCGAGGGUCAGAGGAUAGCAUACGUGGGCGUUGUCCGCCUGGAGAUUGCAAACCUCGUCAAGGAGGCAGACGACGUCGAGGUGACCAGGAAGACCAAGAAGGAGGUUCAGACGGCUGCCGAGGCCGUCAAGAUGUGGGGCCAGAAGAUGAUGAUCCGCGUGUACUCCCAUAUGGAAAUCAGCGCGGCCGAGCAAGUCAUGAUCGAACAGCUCGCGGAACACGGAGUGGUGCCGGGGGACUUGACGCCUGCGCUUCACGCCAACUCGAGAGUGCAGAACCCCAUGGCGUUGGACAGCAAAGACGUCGGCAGCCCGUCGCAAGAAGCUUCGUUGCCGGCGACGAGCGUAAAGGAGGAGAUCGCCGCGGAGCCGCCACCGCCGUACGAAGCCACCGACAGCUCCGAAGUCCCCGAGGUCCAAACCCCCUCACAGCUGCCCACGACGCAGAAGAUCGACAUCGACCUUCGCUGGACCGUCCUCUGCGACCUCUUCUUACUGCUAAUUGCCGACUCGGUGUAUGAUGCGCGCUCAAGGGUGCUCCUGGAGCGCGUCGGUGCCAGCCUGGACAUCACGUGGAUCGACAUCUGCAAGUUUGAGAAGAGAAUCACCGACGCACUGGAGAUGCAGCAGGCGGCGGAGAAGGAGAACUGGAACGAGGAUGAGCACAUGGAUAGUCGAAGGAAGAUGGCGCUGAAGAGGAGAUAUGUCAUGAUGGGCCUGGCCACUGUGGGCGGCGGACUCGUCAUCGGGCUCUCGGCGGGCCUCCUGGCCCCUGUCAUCGGCGCCGGGCUGGCGGCAGGUUUCACCACCAUCGGCGUGACGGGCACGAGCAGUUUCCUGGCCGGCGCCGGCGGGGCUGCCAUCAUCACUUCUGGAGCCGCGGCCUCGGGCAGCAUCAUCGGCGGCAGGGCGGCCAACCGCCGGACCGGAGCUGUCAAGACCUUUGAGUACCGGCCGCUGCACAACAAGAAGCGGGUCAACCUGGUCGUCACGGUCUCUGGAUGGCUGACGGGCAAGGUGGACGAUGUUCGGCUGCCGUUCAGCACGGUGGAUCCCAUCAUGGGGGACAUUUACUCGGUCCUGUGGGAGCCGGAGAUGCUGCGCAGCAUGGGUGACACCAUCAACAUCCUGGCCACCGAGGCGCUCACACAAGGUUUGCAGCAAAUCCUGGGCAGCACCAUCCUGGUCAGCCUCAUGGCAGCCCUCCAACUGCCCAUUGUCCUGACCAAACUCUCUUACCUCAUCGACAACCCUUGGGCCGUCUCUCUCGACCGCGCGACGGCCGCCGGGCUCAUCCUGGCCGACUCGCUACUGGAACGCAGCCUAGGCACGCGCCCCAUCACGCUGGUUGGAUACUCGCUCGGGGCGCGAGUUAUUUUUUCGUGCCUGCAGGAGUUGGCCAAGAAGGGCGCAUACGGGCUGAUCCAGAACGUCUACCUGUUUGGCUCGCCAGUUGUGGUGAAGAAGGAGGAAUACCUCCGAGCCCGGACCGUCGUCUGUGGCCGGUUCGUGAACGGGUUCAACCGGAACGAUUGGAUCCUCGGCUACCUAUUCCGGCUGACGAAUGGCGGCAUUCGCCGAGUGGCUGGACUGGCAGCCAUUGAGGAUUGCCCAUGGAUAGAGAACAUGGACGUGUCGGAGCUGGUUCCCGGCCAUAUGGAGUACCGAAAGGCCAUGCCGACACUUCUCAUGAAAUGCGGCUGGACGGUAGAGAGCGAGGAGUUUAGCGAAAUCGAGGAUCCAGACCCAGAAAACCACCAGGAGCGGCAGAGGGAGCUCAUCAACGAGAUUGAAGAGGCGCGCAAGGAGCUGGAGAAGGAGGGCAAGGCCAAGAAGGGCGGCAGGUUUAGCCUCUUUGGCCGUCGCAAGAAGACCGAGAGGCAGGAAUGGGAGGUGUACGAGGAUUCGGCGGGCAAGGAAGGGGGCAAGGCCGAAGACAAGAGCGGCAACGGCCCCGGGGUCCUCUUCGACGUUGAUGCGAUUCGAGCAGAGCUGGCCAAGGAGGCGCGGGAUGGGGCGACAGAGGAGGCGCUGCAGGUGAGGGAGAUUAAGUCAACGCUGCCGCCCAUGAAGCUGGACAUAUCACCCACCUCGCCAUCGCGGGCAGUAGACGGACGGAGCUCGCUGCGGGAGACGAAAAGCGCCGAGGCGAUCCCGUUGCGCCGGGUCAGCGAUCCAAGAACAGCACUCUACCAGGCGCCGGCCUACGCCGGGAUGGCGGCGGAGGUGGAGGAGGAAGGAGAGGGAGAGAUGGAGAUGACCUUUGACACAUCAUUCACCGACCCCUGCCCCCCAAGCGAGUGGACGGGGAGCGACGGGCCCACUCGGCCGGCCAUGAAGACGUCGCAGACGGUGCCGAACGUGGCAUUGACAGACCACUGGGGGGACCCAGAUGAAGAGGACUUUGGACAGGAAAAGGAGAUAUCCAUGACUUUUGCAUGA
Messenger RNA from Hirsutella rhossiliensis, 3300 nucleotides. RefSeq lists its product as uncharacterized. The record is from RefSeq and is a predicted model, not a curated record. NCBI's taxonomy places the organism in Eukaryota, Fungi, Ascomycota, Sordariomycetes, Hypocreales, Ophiocordycipitaceae. The coding region runs from base 1 to 3300 and encodes 1099 amino acids. The transcript is spliced from 2 exons.